AUGCCUUUAUCAUCAAUAAUUCCAAGAUAUAAACUUUGUGAUUUACAACUAAACAUGCGGAUUUAUUGGAGACAAUGGAUUGUAAACAAAGAACUUAAAAUUGAAAGUCUUUAUGGAUGUUUUGAUUUAAACUCAACAGAAACAGAGAAUUAUACUAAACCCAAUAUAAAAUAUAAUAACAUUAUUCCUUCAAUACCUUUAACUCAUGGUUGGGAUUGUUUUGAUUUUGCCAAGAAAAUAAAGUUAAAACCAGGUCAACCGAUAGAACAAACUAUAUUUCAUACAUAUUGGAGAUCAGAUCUACGACCUUUGGGUGAUAAACAAAUAGCAACAUUAAAAUCAUUUUUCGCCACUCAAAAUAGAACUCCCAUAGAAAAUUCAAAAAAUCUUUUAAAUAUAGAAGAUAAACAUGCAUAUUUGGAUGGAGAUUUAAUUCGAUUACUGGUAUUAUAUGAACAUGGUGGAAUAUGGUUUGAUAUGGAUUCACUUCUUAUUCGAGAUUUUUCACCAUUAACUGAAUAUGAAUGGGUAGGACAAUGGGAUUGUUUUUUACCUGAAGGAUUUCCUUUCAAUGGAGCAGUUAUGAGAUUUCGUAAAAAAUCACCAUACGUAUGUGAAUUUUUAUCCGAAAUGAGUAAUGGACCUACACCAAGAAAAGAUUCUACGGAUUGGGGAUCAACACUUUAUUUUAAAAUAUUUAAAAGAUUAAUUCAAAAUGGGGUAGAAACAUUUAAAAUAAUUCCUUGGUGUUAUACUGAUCCAUCUUUAUGUAAUCCGGAUAAUUCAAUGCCAAACGCAUUUAAAGAAACUGAAUUUGAUGAAGAAAGAUUAUUACAAGUUUUUUCAUAUCAUUGGCAUAAUCAAUGGGAUAAAAAGAAGGGAAGUUUAUUUAGAUUUUUAGAAAACAGAAAUAAUGAUUUAUUAGGAUUUUAA
Molecule: messenger RNA, 933 nt
Organism: Diversispora eburnea
Lineage: Eukaryota; Fungi; Glomeromycota; Glomeromycetes; Diversisporales; Diversisporaceae
Source: the annotation of a GenBank genome assembly